AGAUGCGGGUACUUUGGAUACUAGUGAGAAAGCGGACUCAUAUAUGGAAGUGAUCGAGCGUUUCCUUGUGAUGAACAAGGAUGUUUUAACUGCUGCCGAACUGGAGACGCUUGUAUCCGGCUAUGGUGUUCAAGGUGGCAUAUGGAAUACUGCUAUCAUACGCGUUUUUAACAUGCUCAUGCAGAAGGAACGGAAGACUCUAACUAUUAUUGACGAACAUGGGAAACUCUUCAGAUUCGACAAACCAGUACCAGAAAAAUUUAAAUCUUUAAAACCUCUGAUGGACCUUUCCAGUUGGACUGAAGACUUGGCUGGAUCUCGUUUGAUUCUCACUGGCACAGCGCAUGCAAAAUUCGAAUUGGAGAUCAUGGAAUCGAGCUUUAAGGAGGACUUUAAAACAGUGGUAUUCGUGGGACCUUUGUUGGAUGACGCUUUCAAGAAUCUGUUGAAGCAUACUCCCAAUCUCCAAUCCACGGACUACGAGGAUAUACGGAGUAUCACGAACCUUGUACCACGAGAGCUGAUGAACUUGUCAACCUAUAUUGAAGAGAAUCCAGAGUUACCCAUUAAGGAGGCAUUCGAGAAGUUUGAAGACUGCCGAAGGUUGGAUUUUUCUCACAACAUCCAGAACUACUACAAAAGCAUCGAAAAAUCCGAGACGACCCGUACAAAUUUUUAUAAUGGCCUUGCCUCGGCGUUCUUACAUGGUUCUGUCGAAGGAGAGUUCAAGUGGGAUUUCAUAGAUCUGGGUCUUUUGUUCCGUCUAAGGAGAGAUGGAGUAAUUUUAUUCCGCCCUUUAUGCAAUACAGCCUUCAGAGCACUUUUGGAUCAGUUCAAGACAAUGGGAAUGCCAGAAGAUCUAAAGAAUCGGCUCAAGGCUAAUAGGUUCAGUGGAAAUGAAUUUGAGCAAGCAAUUUUUCAUGCAUUUAUUUGCACUAGUAUUAGGCCAAUAGUGCUCCCUACAACGAACCUCGUUGGUGAUCCUAAGGGCUCGAUCGUGUUGGACUUCGAUGACUACCGAGUUAUAAGCAGGCAACGACAUUCUCUUGGCCCUGGAAAAGAUAAAUUCUUGGCCCGUGGCUAUCCAGGAUAUCCUCGAUUUGACUUUAUGGUUGGACCAAUAUUCAUCCAGGUGUCUGUCAGCGAGUUUGGAGUGCAUAACAGAGAUUCAAGUGAUUUAAGGAAAGCAUUUAAGCGACCGUACAAGACACCCAAAGUGGUGUAUAAUGAUAGGAAUCAGAUUGAGUGUUACUUGGAUGAAAUGUAUGGUGGAAAGCAUAGAGCUGAUUUUGGAAAGGAUGGAUUUAUUGUCACCAAAAAAGACCCGACAACAGGUAUUGAUGAAGUUGUUCCUGGAUUCCGAAUCGUCUACAUUUGUGGUAGAGAUAUUAACCUAGGGAAUCACCGCCAGCUCGUUACAGAGUUGCCAGAUGUAGAACAUGUAAGCUUCAACGACCUCAAAAGCCUAUUCUUUGCAAACAUUGUUUGAUAGUGUUGGAUAGUGUUAUCAAUAAAGGAAGCUUCUACUCCAUUCAUCUUCUAACUUUAAGCGUCAUCCUAUCAAAGGGUGCCGCGUCGGGUUGUAGAUGAGAUGAGAGACCAGAUUGAGAUAAAUACG
Lobosporangium transversale is the source of this 1618-nucleotide messenger RNA. RefSeq lists its product as hypothetical. The record is from RefSeq and is a predicted model, not a curated record. Bases 44 to 1489 code for a protein of 481 amino acids. The transcript has a single exon. NCBI's taxonomy places the organism in Eukaryota, Fungi, Mortierellomycota, Mortierellomycetes, Mortierellales, Mortierellaceae.